Candoia aspera is the source of this 3252-nucleotide messenger RNA. RefSeq names its product tripartite motif containing 29 (gene TRIM29). The transcript has 9 exons. Gene Ontology annotation, molecular function: zinc ion binding. Bases 125 to 1921 code for a protein of 598 amino acids. Lineage: Eukaryota; Metazoa; Chordata; Lepidosauria; Squamata; Candoiidae. The record is from RefSeq and is a predicted model, not a curated record.
GUGAACUUGGCUGUUUCUGUAAAGACAGGGCUAGGUUAGGCUGCAAUUUGAUUCUGCCCUGUGCAGAGUUUGGCUGCGAAGGAAGAAACCAGAAAGCAGACGCAGGGGGGAAAACGGCCACAGGAUGGAAACAGCGAGGGCAAACGGGACCACAGGCAAGCAAGAGGAAGCGAAGACCCCCACUUCUCCAAAGAAAGAGACAGAAGAAGGGAAGAAAUCCAGCAGCCCAAACAAAAAGGAGAAAGAAACCAAUAAAAACAACGUUGCUCCGAACCUGGAGACAGGCCAACUCAAGAAUUCUAUCUACUCUGGAGGUGACUGGAAGAGGCCGAUCAUCCAGUUUGUUGAAUCUUCUGAUGAAAAGAGGGCAACCUACUUCAAUAUGGAGGCCGGGGAGGCCAAGAAGCCCAAUUUCCCUACAGGGCAGCUAGGAGAAACCCGGAGAUCCCAGGUCUCCUUUCCAGAGAGAGGAGACUUGAGGAAGCCCCUGUUCAACAUGGAGACAAAGAAAACUUUCAGCAGUGAAGAAGUGAAAAAGCCAAUGUAUUCCAGUGGGCAGAUUGCAGAUCUAAGGAAACCCAUAACCUCCCUAGGGGAAUCUGGAGAGACCAAAAGGACCAACUACAACAGGGUCAGCAGGGUAUCUAGUGGAAGACCCCGUGUGAAUCUGGAAGAGGUCCUUUGUGACUCUUGCAUCGACAACAAGCAGAAGGCGGUGAAGUCCUGCCUGGUGUGUCAAGCCAGCUUCUGCGAGCUUCACCUGAAGCCCCACUUCGAAGGGGCCGCGUUUCGAGAUCACCAGCUUCUGGAUCCCAUCAAGGACUUUGAAGCCAGAAAAUGCCCCAUACAUGGCAAGACGAUGGAGCUCUUCUGCCAGACCGACCAAGUCUGCAUCUGUUAUCUCUGCAUGUUCCAGGAACACAAGAACCAUACCACAGUGACGGUAGAGAUUGAGAAAUCUGGCAAAGAGACUGAACUCUCUUUGCAAAAAGAGCAGCUACAGCUGAAGAUCAUCGAGCUUGAAGAUGAAGUGGACAAGUGGCAGAAAGAGAGGGACCGCAUCAAGAAUUUUACUGCCAAUGAAAAAGCCACGGUAGACCAGCAUUUCAAAGAGCUGAUCCGUGACCUGGAGAAACAGCGUGAGGAAGUCAAGGCUGGUCUGGACCACAGGGAGAAGGUUGCAGUAGAGAACAUCAAGGAGAUCAUGGAAGAACUGGAAGAAAGAGUCAAACUGUUGCAAGAUGAUAAGGAAACUAGGGAGCAGAUUGGCCAGAUUAGCGAUUCCGUGCUCUUCCUACAGGAAUUUGGAGCAAUGAUGAGAAGCUAUGUUAUUCCUCCAUCUUUGCCAACAUAUAGCAUCUUACUUGAAGGAGAGAACAUGAGUCCAGCAAUGGGAAUACUCAGAGAUGAUCUCCUGAAUGUAUGCAUGAGGCACGUUGAGAAAAUCUGCAAGGCAGACCUUAGCAGGAAUUUCAUUGAGAGAAACCACAUGGAAAAUGGGGAUCACCGUUACAUGAUGAACAACUUCUCUGACUGGAACCAGCCAGAUAGCCUGAAGAGGUUUUCCAUGUUCCUGACUCCAAAAGGAGGAAAUUACAAUACCCGAGGUUGGGAAUUUUCUACCAUGCAAACUGCAGAAGAGACUCUUACAACAGGGAACUCAGCUUUCUCCCUGAAAGUUGGCAAUGGAACCAAGAUGCCAUAUCAGUUUCCCCCAAUUGGCCAGAGUUCACCUGGGGAUUUCAGCAAGCAGUCUGACGGCAGCCUCUAUACUAAGAAUGCCUAUCCUUCAAUCGUGAGGCACCAAACCUCAAAGGCACAGCCACAGACAUGGAAAUCUUCCAAGCAAAGCAUGCUGUCUCAUUUCCGCCCCUUCUACGUCAACAAGGGCAAUGGAGUCACUUCCAAUGAAGCACCCUGAGCAGGAUGGUUGUGGAGGAGGAAGUCAUGCCAAACAAGAAUGUCCAUGGAUAUUCCUGCUCUUGUAUUGAUCAAAUUGUUCUAAUUCUUUUUUUUUUUUAAAGAGUGUGGGGGGUGGGUGCUCUAGAGGAAAGGUAUAGCAUUCUGGGAGAAAAUGGGUCCCACCACACUCUUUUCGAUCCAUGCUUUGCAGCCUCUGAGAACUAAGUUCACCCCAGAUAGAUCCCAGUUCACUAAUGCAUUACCUUUUCCAGUUGUAACUGCUUUGCUCUUACUAAUUCCUCACUAGUGUUUACUCAUAGUAUUCCCAAGAUUCAUUUGGUUUAAGCAAACAAGCUGCUGCUUAGAACUGUGACUUCAGCUGCUGACUUCUACCUGCAGCUGUAACCGCUGCUGACAUCAAUGGGGGGCUCUUGUGUGGUCAACACUGUUCCAAAGCUAUCUACUUGAACCCAGUGAUCAAAAAAGUCCACAAAAUAUUAACCAGUUCCCUCUGGCCGCUAGCCAGGUCAUGGUUGUGAACCUCUAGCUAAAGGGCUUUGAGAAUUGUCCAUCAUCACAAUUUCUCUCCCUCCUGCCGGUUGUUCAAAUUACAGAAGAGGAAAAAAAAAUCCAUCUUGCUAAUAGAAGAUUGAUUAGAUGUCUUAGCUAUGUUCUUCUCCACCGAGGCUGCUGGCUGAUAUGCUUUGGUUCAGUUGUUCUGUUUACAUUCGAGGAGAAUUAUUUUCAAAAGCGGGUGCAUGCGGGUGCAUCUUCUCCUCUUCAGUUUCCUCCUCAUUGGAAACUAAGAAUCAGGGCUAAGGGUGAGGUAGAACUCUGUGCAAUGUUCCAGAUAAAAGGAACAUGUUAGAGUUGCCAGGGGAACCACGUUGCCCCAUCCCAACAUUGGUACGUAAACUUCAACAUCUCCUACAAGACUGGGGGAAUCUCACCUGUCUCCAACUCUGGGAGAGCUGCAUAUGGUUGAAUGCAUCAGAAAUUCCUUCCAAGGAAGAAUCUUUUAAGAAGGCAAAGAAAUGAAUUAAGAAGACUGAAAUGAAUUUUACGUUGGUUUUCAUUCUAGACUGUUAUUUUUUGUUCUUUCAGAGUAAGCUUCCUUGUCCAUUCCAAUGUAUUCAAUAAACCCAGACACACACAUCAGCAGCCUUUGAGGGGAUAUUGGUCAGGAUAACGGGGAAUUGUUGAAAAUGACUUCCAGGGACAUACCUUCCCCAUAUAAACAUUCAUGUCCCUUUCUUCCUUCCCUCUUUCUCCUUCCCUCCCUUCCUUCCUGAACUUUUUGUGUUGGGCUUUGCUGCAAUCAAAAGAUGCAGGCACUCUCUGCUUUGUUUC